UAUAGAUCUAAGUUAUAUCUCGUACUUUCGAGUUGUCAUGCGUAAAUGAGACGAGAAUUAACAUCUCUUGACUCCGUUUAGUCUAAUUGAUUUAUGUAUUUCAUUUAAUUUGUUUUAAAAUAACCCUAAUUCAUUCUAAUGGUGAUGGUUGAGUGAGGCUGAAAUUAGACGUGAGGCCACCGAAACCUACGCUUGUCUACUUCUAGAUAUAGGAAGAAAAACAAUCAUGGACUUUAACAAGCUGUUCGAACGAAAGCACAUUGACAUCAGUUCCUCUAAGAUACUCUUGGAUAUGAAGACAAGCUUCCAGUCUGCCUUAGGUCCUGUUGAGUCUGCCAGGACAUGUAGUCAGUUUCUGCAGCUUGAAAAUUUUCAAGAGAUGUUUACCCUCUUGUGGAAUAGCCCAGCUGCACACAAAUGUUUUGAGUUCAAAGGUCCCCUGAGACCGAUGAAAGUCGAGGAAGCCUCUAAGUUAUGUAGAGAACAGGGCAACAAAUUUUACAAGUUGGGUAAUUUUGACGAAGCGUUGAAGCUCUAUAACUUGGGUAUUUUAUUGGCUCCACAUCCAAAGCUUCCAUUUACAAGCAAAAAUGGCCAAAACGGUGAUGGAGGGAAGAAUGGGGAUGAGAAAGGUUCAAGUGAUUUUGAAUCUCUCGCUCUUGGGUAUGCAAAUCGUUCUGCCAUCUUUUUCAGCUUGAAGGACUACAAGAGAUGCCUUGUUGAUAUAGAUUUAGCCCUUAAGUAUGGAUAUCCAAACCACCUAAGAAGUAAGUUAAUUGAGAGAAAAGAACGAUGUGUCAAGGAGCAGAAGAAGUCUCGAGUAGAUAACUUUAUCAUUAAAUCUGUUAAUGCCAAGUGUCCCCCAAAACUAGCAAGAGUUAACCCUGAUGUCCCAGCUUUUAGUUCAUUCUUGAAGGUUAUCCAUACUAAGGAGAGAGGUAGACAUGUUGUCACAACAAGAGAUAUACCUCCAGGAGAAGUAAUUGCUGUUGAUAGUGGUUAUGUCAGCUUUAUAAGAUAUAACCAAACCAUGAUGCAGGCAUGUUCGGAAUGCCUAAUGCGUUGUGAGGGCCAAGCCCUCCCUUGUCCAGACUGUUUGACCGUUUUCUGUUCAGAAGACUGCAGAACCAAAGGACUUGCUGGAGUGCAUGCUAGGGAGUGUAAGAUAUUACCUUAUCUCAUGGAACUUCAAAUAAGUGAUGAGGAAGUCUGCAAUGCUUUCAGAACAAUAAUUCAUACCACAUUCCGGGCAUUGAGGGAGAAGCUGCCAGUGCUCCAAAGGGAGGCAAAAGAACUUCCUCCAGAAAAGUUUGGGUUUGAUGAGAAUGGCAUCUACAGUUCUUCAGAUUACAGAUCUGUGUACCAUAUCAGUGCCUAUAAUAAUAAGAAGCCGAUUGUAAAACUGUAUAAUUAUUGCAUAAUUGCUUUCAUUCUAACGAAGAUACUUCACAGAAGCAAGUCAUUUUUCAUUGAUGAAUUGGGAAAUGCCUUCGACCCAAGUGAUGAGGAUUACAUAGCAACUGGCACAGCUCUUCUGUAUCAAUUUGCUCACAACAGUGUAUUUUUUGAGGUGUCUGAUAUGAAGGUAUGUACCCAAACCAACAAGACAGAUAAUCAGGGUGUUGGAUCAGCACUGUUUCCUUCAGUUUGGUUGAUAAGGCACGCUUGCAAUCCUAAUGCUGCUCACUACAACAUUGGUUCUGUGAGAGUGGUGAGGUCUGUUAUGUCAAUUCCCAAAGGUUCAGAAGUAACGCUACUGUAUUCUGAAGGGUACCAACAUUUGCCAUUGUCAACGAGGAAAGCAUUUUUACAGGCCCGCGGAAUUAAGUGCUCAUGCCAGGCCUGUACGGAAAACUGGCUUACUGAAGCUGAACUUCCAGAAGAUAUGAAAAUGAAAUGCGUCAAGUGUUCAGAUCCUAUCGUUGAAAUAGAUUUCCAGCCUGCAUGUAUGGGGUGCAACAUUCAAUAUGCCAAAACUUCUGCAUCACAGAAAGAUCCUACAGUCAGGAAGUUUUGGUCCGCAGUGGAGGAAGUUAGUAGUGCAGAGCAUAAAUAUGAGAAAGUUCUCGCAAAGAUUGGCAGAGGAAAUGAACUUUCAAUAACAGAUCUUCAGAACAUUAGCAAUUUUAUUAUUGCAAUAGAAAAGCAUGUAUCACUGCCUUGUCGAGCUUUUUGUAAAACGCGUACUGUUAUGAUGCAAUACUUUAUGAGAGAAUGAAUGAAAUACUCAGUUGUAUUAAUGUUUCCAAUGAAGUCUGUGUUGCUGUUGAUCAAGCGCAGUACAUGAAAUUGAUAUUGCACUGAAUAUCCUUGGUAAUUUAUCAUAAGAAUCCACAAUUUUUCAUUAUACAGUGUUGUUACCAAAAAUUAUGUGCUGUUCACUGAUUGCUACUGACUUGAAAAAUACAAUUAUUUAUAGCCAUUGCUUUUGCUCUUCUUUCUUAAAAAUUUUUUUCUUAGAUAUGGCUGAUAUAGCAUCAGUUAUUUGUUUAUGAUGGUACCAUAUUUUAAUUUUUUCAUAUGUACAUUGUAUUUAAAGUACUAUACAUAGCUGUUGACAGCCAGUUCCUAGGUAUUGUUAAAAAUUUGUACAUACUCAUAUUGUUGAGUCCCCAUUUUUGUAUUUUCAUUAAAUUUUCUUCAUCUUGAGACUUAAUUCAGCAUCAAAAUUGUCACAAAUGCCUGUUAUUUGUUUUCUAAUACUAAGUCUUUGUGUAUCUGCAUAUAUGGAUAUUAUUUUAUGCAGGAAAAUUUUUUAAUCACAAGCUACAGUGUAGUCUGUUAGACUAGCCCAACGAGUUGGUAAUUAAGACCAAGUUGAAGGAAUUUGCAGCAAAGAUUGUCUCAGAAGAAAGUGAAUGAUGAACAGUUCUUUAGCUGGGGCUGUUGAGAUACUACAAAGAUCAAAUAAAAAUUCCGAAGUGAAUUUUGAUUGAUUUAAAAAUCAGGAAGUUGAUCACCAGUGGGAAUAUCUUAAAUUCUGUAAAUAUACUUGCAUUUAGAAAAUCAUAAGAGAGAUAUAUGAUAAAAAAACCAAGUCCCACUGCAGCAAACAGCACAUGCCUUACAUUCUUUGCUUUUUCACAUUGAAGUCUGUUACAGUAACUAGUAGGUAUGUAUACUUAUACAGUAAAUUUACAUAGCACAUCCAACUACAACUAAUAUUUUUGCAGUAGUUAUGUUAUAUGUCAUAUUAAUUAAAAGUGAGUGCUAGCCCUUCA
Molecule: messenger RNA, 3221 nt
Organism: Macrobrachium nipponense
Lineage: Eukaryota; Metazoa; Arthropoda; Malacostraca; Decapoda; Palaemonidae
Product: SET and MYND domain-containing protein 4-like
Exons: 5
Coding region: 227-2218 (663 amino acids)
Cellular component (GO): cytoplasm; nucleus
Molecular function (GO): histone deacetylase binding
Source: RefSeq, a predicted model, not a curated record